Mandrillus leucophaeus (drill) is the source of this 1355-nucleotide messenger RNA. RefSeq names its product enoyl CoA hydratase, short chain, 1, mitochondrial (gene ECHS1). Gene Ontology annotation, cellular component: mitochondrion. NCBI's taxonomy places the organism in Eukaryota, Metazoa, Chordata, Mammalia, Primates, Cercopithecidae. Bases 1 to 951 code for a protein of 316 amino acids. The record is from RefSeq and is a predicted model, not a curated record. Gene Ontology annotation, biological process: fatty acid beta-oxidation. Gene Ontology annotation, molecular function: enoyl-CoA hydratase activity. The transcript has 9 exons.
AUGGCGCGGAGAGAAGACAUGGACCGCAAGAGCUGCAGGAGGCCACUCUCACCAGGCCGCGUCCUGCGGGAGGCCCAGGAGGCCUGGCCGCUGGCUCUUACUGCCCCAAUGCCAAGACCUCUGGCCAACUGGGCGCAGGAUACCCCUUUUUGCCUUCUUGCUCUAGGUGCUAACUUUGAGUACAUCAUCGCAGAAAAAAGAGGGAAGAAUAACACCGUGGGGUUGAUCCAACUGAACCGCCCCAAGGCCCUCAAUGCCCUUUGCGAUGGCCUGAUUGAGGAGCUCAACCAGGCACUGAAGACCUUCGAGGAGGACACGGCCGUGGGGGCCAUUGUCCUCACCGGCGGGGAUAAGGCCUUUGCAGCUGGAGCUGAUAUCAAGGAAAUGCAGAACCUGAGUUUCCAGGACUGUUACUCCAACAAGUUCCUGAAGCACUGGGACCGCCUCACCCAGAUCAAGAAGCCAGUCAUCGCUGCUGUCAAUGGCUAUGCCUUUGGCGGGGGCUGUGAGCUUGCCAUGAUGUGUGAUAUCAUCUAUGCCGGCGAGAAGGCCCAGUUUGCACAGCCGGAGAUCUUACUAGGAACCAUCCCAGGUGCGGGUGGCACCCAGAGACUCACGCGUGCUGUUGGGAAGUCGCUGGCAAUGGAGAUGGUCCUCACCGGUGACCGGAUCUCAGCCCAGGACGCCAAGCAAGCAGGUCUCGUAAGCAAGAUUUUUCCUGUUGAGACACUGGUGGAAGAAGCCAUCCAGUGUGCAGAAAAAAUUGCCAGCAAUUCUAAAAUUAUAGUAGCCAUGGCCAAAGAAUCAGUGAAUGCAGCUUUUGAAAUGACAUUAACAGAAGGAAGUAAGUUAGAGAAGAAACUCUUCUACUCAACCUUUGCCACCGAUGACCGGAAAGAAGGGAUGACUGCGUUUGUGGAAAAGAGAAAGGCCAACUUCAAAGACCAGUGAGACCCAGCCGCCCCUCCCUCACACCUUUGCUUGGAGAGAGCAAGUGCAGCCUGCUGUCAGUUUUAGAAGCAAGUAAAUCAUCCUCUUUUCGAGAGCAGCGUCCGUGGUGCGCAGUUUCUCUCUGCUGCGUGGUCACGGCCCGAGCUCUCACGGCAUGACUGCCUUCUUCACCCAGCCUGUGAGGGUCCGUGUUCACAUCCUGAUUGGAGCACCUUCUUCUCAUUGUUAAGAUUCUGCUGAGGAGCCCCUGCUGGUCCCUCUGGGCAUGCUGUGCUUGGGCGGAAAGCAGGGCCUGCGGGUCCUUGUGUCCCUGCCGCUGGAGAGUGGGGCUGCUCUGAGGGAAACACUGCUGCCUUCACACAGAUGCUCUGCUGAUUAAAGUGACAGCGAUUCAGGUGACACCA